Molecule: messenger RNA, 3477 nt
Organism: Choloepus didactylus (southern two-toed sloth)
Lineage: Eukaryota; Metazoa; Chordata; Mammalia; Pilosa; Megalonychidae
Gene: ADAP2
Product: ArfGAP with dual PH domains 2
Exons: 9
Coding region: 212-1453 (413 amino acids)
Biological process (GO): positive regulation of GTPase activity
Cellular component (GO): plasma membrane; intracellular membrane-bounded organelle
Molecular function (GO): GTPase activator activity; phosphatidylinositol bisphosphate binding
Source: RefSeq, a predicted model, not a curated record
UGCUGCGUGCCCGGCGCCAGCCUUGGCUUGGAACAGUCUACGAGCUUGGGGCCGAACCCGCCGAGGGAGGAGCGGAAAGUCCUGGAAGGGCGGGGCUGGCGGCCGCGAGGGCCCGGCCAGAGGCGCCUCGGGCUCCGUCCUUCACACGUCGGGGCGAGCGCAGGCGCCAUGGGCGGCCGGACUGAGCCCCGCUGAGCCCACCGGGCUGGCCAUGGGUGACCGUGAGCGCAACAAGAAGCGGCUGCUGUUGCUGCUGCAGGCGGCCGGCACCGGCAACGCGCGCUGCGCCGACUGCGGGGCGGCAGAUCCCGACUGGGCCUCUUACAAGCUGGGGAUCUUCAUCUGUCUCAACUGCUCCGGGGUCCACCGCAACUUCCCGGAAAUCAGCAAAGUUAAAUCUGUGAGACUUGACUUCUGGGACGAUACUAUUGUGGAGUUUAUGACCCAUAAUGGGAACCUCCGUGCAAAAGCCAAGUAUGAAGCCCGAGUCCCUGCUUUCUACUACGUCCCCCAGGCCAACGACUGCCUGGUCUUAAAGGAACAAUGGAUUCGAGCUAAGUACGAAAGACAAGAGUUUAUGGCUGAUGGGAAAACCGCCCCACCCCCAGGUAACCGGGAAGGGCUCCUGUGGAAGCGAGGAAGGGACAACGCGCAGUUCCUGAGAAGGAGGUUUGUCCUCCUAGCAGGAGAAGGCCUCCUGAAGUACUACACCAAGGAAGAGGGCAAAGCCCCCAAAGAUGUCAUCAACAUCAAGGACUUGAAUGCCACCUUCCAGACAGAGAAGAUCGGGAACCCCCACGGGCUGCAGAUCACCUACAGGAGAGACGGUCACACCAGGAACCUGUUUGUGUAUCAUGAAAGUGGGAAGGAGAUAGUGGACUGGUUCAAUGCCCUCCGCGCAGCCCGUUUGCAAUACCUAAAAAUGGCCUUUCCUGAGCUCCCAGAGUCUGAGCAAAGAGAACCUUUCAAGAAACGGUGGUUUGCCCUGGAUUCCCAGGAGCGGAGGCUGCUCUAUUACAAGAACCCACUGGACGCCUUUGAGCAGGGCCAGGUUGUUCUCGGGAGCCAAGAGCAGGGGUACGAGGUAAAUGAAGGCCUGCCCAAGGGCAUCCGAGGGAGUCGCUGGAAAGCCGGCCUCACCGUCAUCACCCCGGAGCGGAGAUUUGUCUUCACCUGCCCCAGUGAGAAGGAGCAGCAGGAAUGGCUGGAGAGUUUGCGGGAUGUCCUGUCCUGCCCCUUGACACCCUUCAACCUCCUCAGUAAGAUGCAGCCCCUAGGGUUGGUUGUUUUGGCCGAGGGCAGAUGGUUCAGUUUCGAUGCCACAAAAGAGCCUCCUGAGAUGGAGGCCAUGGCUCCUGACAGCACUCUUUCCAUUUUCUUCCUCUCUUCCUGCCAAGGAAAAGUACAGACCAUGCACGUUAUUACCAGAAAGCCCUCCCCUCUAUCUACCUGAAGUUCCUCUAACGGGAGCCCAUGGCCAUUGGCAUCUGGAGGAGAUUAUCCCCAGCAGACCCUUCGGUGCUGUCUGGAGCCCCUUCUCUACCCCAUGCAGUCUAGGCAUGGGCAGCCCCUCAAGUCCCUUUUCUUGUGAGAAAACCCUGGCCUGUUAUUAUUAGCUGAGGCCCACCCCACUGGGCAGCUCAGGGAGCUUGGAUUCCCACCCACUCAUGGAAGCAGAAAGCUAUUUUCAGUGCCUUUCUUUCCUCCAGGUCCUCCCUUCUAUCGGCCUCUCUCUUGUCCCUCCACUUUGCCCCUUAGAGUCUUCCCUAUCUGCCGGCAGCCCUGGAAAAAAAAGGGAGGCGUUCUGAGCUGGAGCAGGUUGUGUCUGACAGGGGCCUGACCUAGAGCCUGGCUUCUUGGGCACCAAGGAAAAGUUCUGUGUUUGGGAAAGUACAGACUGAGCACGUGGCUCUGCACAGCCCCCUGGGAAAACCGAGUGUCCUUUGAGUCUGGCCAGUAUAAAUGCAAACUAUCUUCACUUGGCAAAAUCCCAAAGCCAAAUAGCAUCACAAAGGGACUUGAAAAUUGUUAUUGAAGCCUAUCAGCUGGUGCUUUCUUUUCUCCGUGGGCUUCUGUGUUUAGGAGUCUCUUUAGGUUUCUCUGUCUCUGCAUCUCUGACUCUGCUUUUCUCUCCUCCUCUGGCAUGUGUUGUCCCUUUUGUCUCUUGCUCUUUCAGUCUGUUUUUGAUUCUGGCUCCCCUCGCUGUCCCUUCCCCUCAGUAGGACUGCUCUGGCGCGGUCUGCUCCUCCAACCCCUUCUUGUUCCCUUGCAUCUGCAUCAACAGAGAGUGGCUGCAGCAGCAGGGGACCCAUGGGCUGAGGAGCUGGCUGGCUGUCGGCCCCCUCAGGGCUCCUGGUGGGAAGGACACAUUCUCAGUUCAGCCCUGCUUGUCCAGCAGGAGGGACCCACAGUCAGCGCCUGGCAGUAAACUGUCAAGACUGAAGCUGUGGCCUUUGCCAGCUCUCCAGACCAUGCCCCACGACCCAGCCCAGAGGUGCCUGUGGAUGUGCUACAUGGAUGAACACAUGUGCCCUCCCUCCACCCCACCCCAUCCAGGCUGAAAAUGUGCUCCAGGCUUCAGCUCAGGACUUUUUCACACCUGAAUUGGAGACAUUGCAAACAAAGGCUCCCAUGGCAUCACCCAAGUGACACUUCUGCCCAAAGAAUGUUUCAUCUGAAUCUAAUCUUAGCAGAUGAUUAAACAAAUCCAUACCGAAGGACAUUCUGCACAACUUCAAAAAUGUCAAUAUUGUGAAAGAUAAGGUUGUCUGGGAACUGUUCUAGAAUGAAGAAGACUAAGAUAUGGAGCUAUGGCAACUAAAUGCAAUUCAUGGUUCUCAACUGAAUCCUGAAUGGAAAAAAGAGAAGAGAAGAGAAGGGACGGGGAGGGGAGGGGAGGAGGGGAGGGAAGAAAACAGCAAUAAGGGACAUAAUUAGGGAAAUUUAAACAUGAAGGUAUAUAGCUAAUAGCAUUGUAAGACUGUGAAAAUUAUGCUGUAUUUCUGUAGGAGAAUGCUCUUGUUCUUAGGAGAUACUGAUGUAUUUAGGGGUAAAAUGCAGUAAUGUAGUGAUGUCUACAACUGACUCUGAAAUGGCUCAGAAAGAAAAGCAUAUGUGUAUAUGUAUUGACUAUAUAUGUAUAUAUAGACGGGCAGGGUAGAAAGAAAGAGACAAUCAUGGUGCAAAAUGUUAGCAAUUGUUGAAUUUACAAGAGAUAUAGUUGGCUGUUUAUUGUCCUAGUCAGGCAACUUUUCUAUAGAUUUGAAAGCUUCCAAAAUAAAAAGUUGGAGAAAAAUUAAAAAGCAGUACAGAGUUUCUGCUUGAGGUGAUGGAAAAAAAUUGGUGAUCGAUGGUGGCAAUGGUAGCACAACACUGUGAAUAUAAUUAACACCACUUCACUGAACACUUGAUCGUGGUUAAAAUGGAACACGUUAUGUUAUAUUUUUGUUAUCACAAUAAAAAAAUUUUUUAAAAACA